GCAACCCAAGCACAACCGAGUAUAAGCAGGUCACUUGCCUCCUCCAAGCCUUCAUUGUCCGUGCUGUUCAGUGCGGAGCCUUCAUUCCGUUUUCGAGGCCUGGAGUGUCUUUCAGGGCUAUGGCUUGUUGUCGCGAGCUGUUCAACUGAAGGAGUCGCAGUGUAAAUUAGAAGUGCGGUGAACGUAGGUUCUUAACCUAGCUGGUAGCGAUCUCCCAUUAUGACGUCGACGGGUACUCUGUGUAAUCUCGCGGGACCGGAAGGGCGUAAGAAGCGCGUCGCGUAUUUCUACGAUCCGGACGUGGGGAACUACUACUACGGCCAGGGCCACCCCAUGAAGCCGCACCGGAUCCGGAUGACGCACAGCCUGCUCAUGCACUACGGCCUGCACACCAAACUCGAGAUUUUCAAGCCGUUCCCCGCUCGCGAUAAGGACAUGUGCAGGUUUCACUCGGACGACUAUGUGGAGUUCCUCCGCACAGUGACCCCUGAGAACCAGCACGAGCAGCUGCGCAUGCUGAAGCGCUUCAACGUGGGCGAGGACUGCCCGGUCUUCGACGGGCUCUACCAGUUCUGCCAAACCUACACUGGAGGCUCGGUGGGAGGUGCAGUGAAGCUGAACCACGGGCACUCGGACAUCGCCAUCAACUGGGCGGGCGGGCUGCACCACGCCAAGAAGUGCGAGGCGUCGGGGUUCUGCUACGUCAAUGACAUCGUGCUCGCGAUCCUGGAGCUGCUCAAGUACCAUGCACGUGUGCUGUACAUCGACAUCGACAUCCACCACGGGGACGGGGUGGAGGAGGCCUUCUACACGACAGACCGAGUCAUGACGGUCUCGUUCCACAAGUUUGGGGACUACUUCCCAGGCACAGGCGAUCUGAGGGACACGGGGUACGGCAAGGGCAAGCACUAUUCGCUGAACGUGCCGCUGCACGACGGCAUUGACGACGACAGCUACCUCUCGCUCUUCAAGCCCCUCAUCUCCAAAGUCAUGGACGUCUUCCAGCCAGGCGCAGUCGUGCUGCAGUGUGGGGCGGAUUCGCUCUCAGGGGACCGCCUGGGGUGCUUCAAUCUGUCUGUGCGGGGCCACUCGGAGUGUGUGCGGUUUCUGCGGUCGUUCAACGUGCCGCUGCUGCUGCUGGGCGGAGGGGGGUACACCAUCCGCAAUGUGGCUCGCUGCUGGUGCUAUGAGACCGGAGUGGCAGUGGGACUAGAAUUGGAAGACCGAAUGCCCUUCAACGAUUAUUAUGAGUAUUUCGGCCCCGACUAUACUCUGCACAUCACUCCCAGCAACAUGGAGAAUCAGAACUCUAGGGCCUACCUUGACUCCGUGCGAACUCGUCUGCUGGAGAAUCUAUCCAAGCUUCAGCAUGCUCCCAGUGUGCCCUUCCACGCGCGUGCUCCUGACACACAACUACCCGACGAGGAGGAGGAGGAGGCCGACACCCGGCCUGACGACAGGGAAGCGGAUGGGGACGCGCCUGCAGUGCUUGAAGGACCAGCAGCAGUGAAAGAGGAAGGGAAGACGGGCAGCAAGGCAGCUGCAGCUGCCGGAACAGCAGGGGUAGGAGCAGCAGCAGCAGCAGCAGCAGGAGGAGGAGGAGGAGGAGGAGGAGGAGGAGUGACAGGAGGGGGCGGAACAGCCACAACAGAGGGGAAGAAACGACCCUUACCUGAAGUUUCAGGCCGCCCCCCUGCCUCUCGCCCCCCUGUAAAGGCCAAAGUGGAGGCUUCACUCAAAGCCGAGCCUGCCUCCAUACCUGCUCGACCUGCCGCACCUGCUGACAAGCAAAAAGAGGACUUGAUUCGUGGAAGCUCCUUGUCCAAUCGUCUCAUGACACCUGGUGAGGCAACCGCAACAACUGGGGGGGAGAAAGGGGGUGAAAAAGGCAGUGAGAAGGGGGCUGGUAGUGGCUUGUCACGCCAUGCAUCUCCAUACAGACAAGGAAACCUUGCUGACUAAUGCUUACCUCAAUUGUGUUAUGACACUGGAGAGUAUCUUGAAUCAUUGUCCCCAUUUGAUAGAAUUGUGACCAGGAAGUAACAGUUGUUUCUAGAGUUCAGGAGCUAUGUUGUAUACCAAACUUAUUUAU
This is a messenger RNA of Closterium sp. NIES-67, 2092 nucleotides long. NCBI's taxonomy places the organism in Eukaryota, Viridiplantae, Streptophyta, Zygnematophyceae, Desmidiales, Closteriaceae. The record is from the annotation of a GenBank genome assembly.